GUUAGCCGUUAGCAUCGUGAGCUAACCAGCCGGAGUGUAUAAUGGCGGCCUCGGUGUUGCUGGGGUCUGCGGACAACACCGGACUAAACUUCUCGAUUGGAGGCGGCAGCGGCGGUGGUUCUGGGAAUGUUUUAGUAGGGAACAAUAACGGACUGGGCUCGGCGGGUCCCGCGCCCUGGAACCGGUCUCUUGACCGGGCAUUGGACGAAGCCUCGGCCACCGGGUGUCUGAACCUCAGCGGCAGGAAGCUGAAGGAGUUUCCCCGGAGCGCCGCCAACCACGACUUAACGGACACCACCAGGGCCGAUCUGUCUCGUAACCGUCUGUCGGAGCUUCCUCUGGAGGUUUGUCUCUUUGUGUCUCUGGAGAGUCUGAACCUCUACCAGAACUGUGUGAGGUCUCUGCCGGACAGUCUGCUCAACCUACAGGCCCUCACCUACCUGAACCUCAGUCGGAACCAGCUGUCUGUCCUCCCGGUGGUGGUGUGUUCUCUGCCCCUGAAGGUUUUGAUCGUCUGUAACAACAAGCUGGUGUGUCUGCCGGAGGAGCUGGGCCAGCUGAGACAUCUCACUGAACUGGAUGUCAGCUGUAAUGAGAUCCAGACUCUGCCGUCUCAGGUGGGUCAGCUGGAGGCUCUACGGGACCUGAACAUCAGGAGGAACCACCUGGUCAGACUGCCCCCAGAGCUGGCAGACCUCCCUCUGGUUCGUCUGGAUUUCUCGUGUAACAAAGUGACGUCCCUCCCCGUCUGUUACCGUCAGCUCACACAGCUGCAGACCAUCGUCCUCGACAACAACCCUCUGCAGACGCCACCUGCACAGAUCUGCAUCAAAGGGAAAGUCCACAUUUUUAAAUACCUGAACCUGGAGGCCAGCAAGACAACCCCCGACCUCCCAGACUACGACAGACGACCUUUGACCUUCGGCUCCUGUGUGGACGAGCUGUACCCCGGGCGUCCCUACGGAGCUCUGGACUCUGGGUUCAACAGCGUGGACAGUGGAGACAAGAGAUGGUCGGGGAACGAGCCCACAGAGGAGCUGUCAGAGCUGCCUCAGAGAGUGGCUGAGAUCAGCAGAGAGCAGAGACACAGAGGAGGAGGAGGAGGAGGAGGAGGAGGAGCUGCUCUGCUUGCUAACGGCACACAUGUGGAGUUGGAGCAGAUAGACUUCAUAGACAGCUGUGUGGAGGAGGAGGAGGAGGGGAGGAGUCGAGGACGAGGAGGAGGAGGAGCAGGAGCAGCAGGGGACGGUACCAGCCUGAGCUCUCAGUUCAUGGCCUACAUCGAGAGACGCAUCACCAAGGAGGGUUCUCCAGGCAAAACCAACUCGACGAGGACGGACGACACAAGGAGACACAACAGGAGUGUGGUUGAUGGUGUCACAGCGCCCUCUAGCUCCCAGAGUCAGAGGGGUGUUGGGGGUGUGGAGAGGAUGAGGAGGGAGGCUCAGCUCGCUGCUCUGAAGUACGAAGAGGAGAGACAGAAGACCCGACCUCUGCAGAGAGACUCUGUCACCAGCUACAACAAGCACAAAUCGGCUCAGAGUCCCACAAAGUCCAGUCCAGAAAGCGAGACUGUCUGCCCCUCCAGACGCUCCACCCACACAGAUGACUCCGCCCUCUUUAUGGGUGAGGACAGAGCUGCUCUGUCUCCUACAGCCAAUCAGUCGUCUUCUUACCCCAGCUCAGGGGGCGUGGCCUCCUGUCGGACAGCCAGUCUGAGACCAGAGAGCUUCCUGUUUCGUCUGGGUCAGAAAGAAGAGAAGAGGAAAGGUGAUGCUGCUCCUCAGAACCAGGAUGAGGCUCCUGCUGCUCCUCUUCUGGUCGGUGAAGACGCUGAGCUGGUGGAGCAGCUUCGAAAGAACAUUGAGGCUCGACUUAAGGUGUCGUUGCCUAGCGACCUUGGAGCAGCUCUGACGGACGGGGUGGUGCUCUGUCACUUAGCCAAUCACGUGAGACCGCGGUCCGUCCCCAGCAUCCACGUCCCCUCCCCCGCCGUGCCUAAACUCACCAUGGCCAAAUGUCGACGGAACGUGGAGAACUUCCUGGAGGCGUGUCGCCGGAUCGGAGUUCCACAGACUCAGUUGUGUCUCCCUCUGCACAUCCUGGAGGAGCGAGGGCUCCCCCAGGUGGCCGGGACCGUCAGCGCCCUGCUCGACCUGGCCCCGCCCCGACAUCCCGUCACCCCGACAACCACCGCACCCGGACCCUCCGUCAACAUCUAGACGACCGCACCAAGACCGCCGCACGCGCUCAGUGGUCGUGGUGCAGGCCGACGUACAGGAGAGGACACCUGCAGCAUCAUCAGAUAGAAAGUGAACACCUGAGAGAGGCAGGCUGGAUCUGAUGGAGAGACAAACAGAAACACACACACACACACACGCUCCGAGCGAGUGUCAGGACAUCACACCAUCAGAACGCCACAACUCUGAAAAGAGCACGCUUCAAAACAAUACAGUCUUUAAAUAAGUGAUAGAACCACAGCUUCACUGAGAGAGAGAGAGAGAGAGGAUGUCUGUCGCCAUGGCCUGAAGAAGAACGUUGUUUUUUUUCUAGAAGGUUAAAAUUUGGGUACGGUGAUCUCUAUGUAAUAUGAAUCCUUCCUUUUUGAAGGAUUUAGCCGUCUGUAAGAUCAGAACGUUUCCUAAUCAGUAGCAGCCGUUACAUGACGAGUAAACAAGCGAACAAAGAACAGAAGAUGACCUUCCAGACGUCACAGUUUCCAUCAGUAUUCACACGUUGAAAACCGAGUUUUAAAGGUGACAUAUUUAAAAUCCUCUUCCUCAUGUUCCUCUAACUCUAAUAUGUGUCUCUAGUCUGUCUACAAACCCCCCAAUGAUGAGAAAAGUCCAUCCUCUCCGUCUUCUGCCUGCUCCACUUUUCAGAUAAUGUGUUCAAACAGGCCGUUUGGAGAUUUUCCCUUCAUGACAUCACAAAGGGCAGUAGCCCCUCCCCCAGGUGGGUGACACUCCCACAGCUAGGUGUUUGUUCUGCCCUCUGAGUCUGCCUUCUCACCGUAAACAAUAGGACAUGGAGCGAGAAAGACUGAGUACACCCAAGCCCUUCCGUAGAGGGGGCGUGGUCAGACACAGCUCAUUUACAUAUUUAAAGGUACAGGCACAGAAACAGUCUGUUCUGAGCAGGGCUGAAAUAGAGGGGUUUAUAGACAUGAUCAAAUACAGGAUCAGAGUGGAUUUAGAACAAGAAACUUCACACACAUGUUUUGAGGAGCUCUGAGACUUAUUUAAACUGAAGAAGAAGAGGAGGAGGAUAUGUCACCUUUAAUGUUCUGUUAUGAUUCCAAAUAUCGAUACCUGUUUGAUACACGUCAACAAAACUAGAAGUCUACAGACCGGAUAUUUAGAUUUAAAUUUAGAAAAAUUGCAGACAAACUCCUGCACAGCGUGCCGUCUCUCCUCUUGAGGUUAAGCGUGCGACUUUAUUUAAAGCUUCUCUUCUUCAUAUUAUCGCCGUAUUAUGGUUCCGACACAUCGUCAGCGCGCAGCGUGUUUCUUUUUGAACAUUUUCACGGUUUUAACCCUUCGCUCCUUGUUAUGGAAACGUCUCUGAAAACACUUUGACAGGUAGAAACCAUGCAGGGACUAAACCCUGACACCAGGUUAGAUCUCGGUACGUGGCUCCGCUGACUCUGCAGACUCUCCUCGUAGAAACCUGGCUAACAGAGCUCAAUGCUAACGUGACUUUACAUUAAACAUGUUGAGGCUGAAAGUUUUUAUAUGAAACCAGAAGGUUGUUUAUUAAAUUAUGCUUCUUAUUUAUUUUCUUAAUGACACUAAUGUAGCCGCUGCUGCUAACGUGGCUUAUCUUAAUGUAGGAGAGGACGCUAACUGCCAUUUGUCACAUACUCCGGGCUCGCCGCAGAGUCGGAACAUACGAUCAGGAGUCUGAAUGUUAGGUUUUAUUUUGAAAGUGACGCGUUCCCUCGUCUGACUUCCUGUCCGGGUCGUUCUGUCCAGCUCGACGCGUGCUCGCAGCGUUCUCUAUCAAAGAUAGACUCUCAGUGUGUUGAUACGGAGCAGAGCGUAGUAGCGCUGUGGAGACGGACGGCGGCGCUCGCUGUGGAAACGGGACCAUCGACUUUAGAGGCAGCUGGUGUGCGUCGCUGACGGAGCGCGGUGCACACGGAGUAUGUGGAGAUUGGCAGCACCAUGUUGUUAUACUUUUUAAACGAUCUCUUGUUCUUAUGAUCCGUAGUUUGAAAAAGCAGCAGAGCUUUAAAAUGACCUCGAGGAGAGGAAGUGAUGCCCAUAUAUGGUCUUCAUUGGACACAAACAUAACGUGUGAACGGCUGCUCAGGUCGGAACAACAACAACAGACACUUGGGAGAAUUUGGCGCCCAACUUUAACGUGGCGAGAGAGGUUUUGGUGCCUUUGCUCCUGGUUGUCAUGGAAACGGCUUUGACCACCGAGCUGAAACUCUCUAAACGUUUACACGUCUUCGUCUCUUCGUAGCAUCCACGGCGUUUGUUGUUGUUCUUCCAACAUUCAGACUUAACGAACUGAAAUCAUGUGAACACGGCGAAGUCGCAGACUCGCCAUCCGAGGAGCGAGAGCGCCAACACGUACACAAACCGCCAUGUGGUGGUGCAGCUGAAACGUUCUUUCCUCUCCUACACAGGAAGUGUGUUUAAAGCUCUUUCUGGUCAUAUCGGUCGUUUAAAGGUCGGAUUUCAAACAACACUUAAAAACUUUAAUGGUAAAUAAAGAGAAGACGCUCAGACAAACACUAAACCCUCUGAGUUCAGUCACGCUAACAACGAUGAUCUACAAUCACUAUGACGAGCUCGCCAGGACACUCGAAAGUUGAACGUUAGCUUAAAGUUAUGGACACAGUCUGGCUAUGCUAACGUAGCUCCACACUACGUCUGGUGGACGCUGACAGCAGCUACAGACGGAGCUCACAUUACGGAGGCCCUGAAGGGACAAAUACUGAAAAUCAUCAGACUAGCUAGUCGUGGUCACGAGACAUUUGAACCUGUUCCCGUGUAAGAUGGACGCGUUCACGAGAAAGGUGGAGACUCUCUGGUGAACGUGAAGGACUUUCUCGUGCUCACCUGAGACCUCGUGACCUCGUGACCUGUGACAGCCUCCAUAUGAACCCGUUAGCUCUGCAGGCUCUGAAAGCUAAAAUAAGCUAACAUUACAACAUGUGUUCAGGAGAGGCUAAUGUAGCUCAAUGCUAACGUUAGCAUUCAUGUUUCUGUCAUCAGAUCCAAACAUCACACUUCUUUAAACUCACCUUUUACAUCUUCACUGAGCUCAGCAGAGACAGAGGUCAUGUGACCAGGACGUCACGUGACAACGUCGUUACGAGGACACACAUCAUGUGACGAGGAUGUACGACGUCGCAUGGCGUCCAGGACGGAAGUCAUGGGAGAUGGUCGACGUCAUGUGAUGAGGAUGGAGCUUCCCUCUGUGAUGUCAUCACGUUCUUAAAGGAGCAGUACACGAGAGAACCGGCGUGUUUUCUCUCCGUUUAGAGACAGGUGUUCACAGGUAAACAGACGGACUGAAGAGUCUGUUCUCAGGUGACUCUAACCUCUCAAACUGGUUUAAAGUGGAGCUCAGUGUGAUCAGCUGUUCAUCAGCUGUUCCCCGGCUGAUCGUCAGCUGUUCGUCAGCUGAUCGUCAGCUGUUCAUCAGCUGUUUCCUGUUUACAUCUAAACUUUGUUUCAUCACAAACUCCAUCUUCUGCUUUUUUCUGUGUAAACUGUCAGUUUGGAGUCAGACUCCGCCCACACAGAGAGACAAACAUGUAUUUUAACCUUAGAUUUGAACGCCAUGUUAAAGAGCGAUGUGAGGCAUUCAGGUGAUCGGGAAAUUAGGACUCUGAAGAGCUGAAGCCAAGAGUUUUCCCUCAACACUAAAGCAGCGGUGAACCUUCAGCACCUGAACGCAUCAUCCUCAAACCUCCCCACCUCACCUGUCACCUGUGUGCUCCUCAUCAGUGAACCGGCUGUUACCAUGGCGACAGGUGUUCUCUGUUUGGACCGGUGACAGAUUUGACCCUCCUGUUUGUACAGAUGUUUCCUGUUCUCUUCUUCCUGUGUUUCUCCUGCGGCGGUGAAGGGUCAUGUGGCGGCGGGGUCAUGUGGCGGCGUGGGUCGUUUGGCGGGGUCGUGUGGCGGGGUCGUGUGGCGGCGGGGUCGUGUGUUUCUAAAGGACAUUCCACAGUUUUUCUUCUGGACGACGAUCAGACUGUCUCACAGUUUUAAAGUUUUACAUUUUUCCACUUUGUUUUAUUUUUUCUGAAAACUGUAAAAAGAUUUGAAGCGAGCUGUAAGAAGAGUAAAGUUUAAUGCAUUAAAUAAAUAUUUUAAUUUGA
Molecule: messenger RNA, 6343 nt
Organism: Labrus mixtus (cuckoo wrasse)
Lineage: Eukaryota; Metazoa; Chordata; Actinopteri; Labriformes; Labridae
Gene: lrch3
Product: leucine-rich repeats and calponin homology (CH) domain containing 3
Exons: 20
Coding region: 42-2222 (726 amino acids)
Molecular function (GO): protein binding
Source: RefSeq, a predicted model, not a curated record